AUGUGUUUGUUUCUGUUUCGUUAUAUUGUGUGCCACCUUAGCUUUCCUUUGACAUUAAAAAAACCUUUGUUUUCAGGCAAAACUGUAAAAAUUCCCUCAACCUCCGUAUCGAGAUACGAGAUUUUCUCGUCCGCUCAAGGAUCUUCUGACGCUGCUUGUAAAUCAAUUCAAGAUCCGUCUGUCUCAUCCUCAACCUCCUUAACUAAAGGAGAUGGCUGCAGCAGUGAGCAAGAUGAUCAAGCUUCCGACAGCUGGGUGACGUUAUCACAUGACUGGUUGGAGCCUGAAGUUGAUUUGCAAGCCUCAUCUUUGCAUAAUCCAAGCUUGCUAAAGUCUUCUUCUCCUUCCUACUCUGCUUCUCUUCCUGUCGCUAAUCAAGGCAUAACUCCAGGCUUUUUGACUUGCAACUCAACCAAUCAAGAUUUGAGUGCCAUACAGGAAAACUGUAAGCAUUCUGGUCCAUCCUCUGGGUCCAUCCCUCCAAUCCCCAACGCUUUGGCUUCCAGUCCUUCUACUAUAGUCUUAAGUUCGUCCUACUCAGAAGAUUUAGUCAAUCCGAGUGCCUUGGCCUCAUUCUCAGUAACAUCUUCGACCAAACAUUCGCCCUCUGACGAUCGGUGUAAAGACAAAUUUAAAAACGCGGUGAGUAUGGAUAUUUUAUAA
Protopolystoma xenopodis is the source of this 663-nucleotide messenger RNA. The record is from the annotation of a GenBank genome assembly. NCBI's taxonomy places the organism in Eukaryota, Metazoa, Platyhelminthes, Monogenea, Polystomatidea, Polystomatidae.